This is a messenger RNA of Alligator mississippiensis (American alligator), 2103 nucleotides long. RefSeq names its product forkhead box D2 (gene FOXD2). Bases 166 to 1287 code for a protein of 373 amino acids. The record is from RefSeq and is a predicted model, not a curated record. The transcript has a single exon. Gene Ontology annotation, molecular function: RNA polymerase II cis-regulatory region sequence-specific DNA binding; DNA-binding transcription factor activity, RNA polymerase II-specific. Lineage: Eukaryota; Metazoa; Chordata; Crocodylia; Alligatoridae. Gene Ontology annotation, biological process: anatomical structure morphogenesis; cell differentiation; regulation of transcription by RNA polymerase II.
GUGGCGCCGGGGCCGAGCUGGGGGGGGGAAGCCCCGAUCCCCUUCCCCCACCCACCCACCCCCUCCCUUCCCGGCAGCAGCGCCCCCCCCUCCCCUCCCUCCCUCCCCUUCCCUCCCUCCCGCUGCUCCGCGGGGCAGAGCCGGCCGCGGCUGCCCGGCUCCGGGAUGACUCUGGGCAGCGGCGGCGGCGGCGUGGCGGGGAUGCCCGACGAGGAGGCGCUCUCCGAGGUGGAGGACGCGGAUAUCGACGUGGUGGGGCCGCCGCCGGACGGCGCCGAGUCCAGCUCGGAGGACGAGGAGGAGGAGGAGGACGAGGAGGAGGACCUGCCCGGCCCCAAGGCGCACCGGCGCUCCCCGGAGCCCGGCGGGGCGGCGGCGGCGGGGACGGACAAGGCUGCGGCGGGCGGCCCCGGGGGCAGCGCGGGCAAGAACCCGCUGGUGAAGCCGCCCUACUCCUACAUCGCGCUCAUCACCAUGGCCAUCCUGCAGAGCCCCAAGAAGCGGCUGACGCUGAGCGAGAUCUGCGAGUUCAUCAGCGGCCGCUUCCCUUACUACCGGGAGAAAUUCCCCGCCUGGCAGAACAGCAUCCGCCACAACCUCUCGCUCAACGACUGCUUCGUCAAGAUCCCCCGCGAGCCGGGCAACCCGGGCAAGGGCAACUACUGGACGCUGGACCCCGAGUCCGCGGACAUGUUCGACAACGGCUCCUUCCUGCGCCGCCGCAAGCGCUUCAAGCGGCAGCAGCACCCGCCUCCCCCCGAGCUGCUGCUGCGGGCCGGCGCCGACCCCGCCGCCUUCCUGCCCGGCUUCCCCUACGGACCCUACUACAACUACGGGCUGCAGCUGCACGGCUACGGCCCGCCGCCCGCGCCGCCGCCGGCGCCGCACCCGCCGCUCCCCUUCCAGCCGCUGCCCGCGCCGCCCGCCGCCUUCCCCGCCGCGCCGUCGGGGCUGCCCGCCUUCCUGGGCGGCGAGCUGGGCUGCAGGAAGCCCUUCUACCACCCGCAGCUCAGCCCCGGCGCCGCGGCGCUGCUGCACAGCCUCAAGGCGGACGCGGGCCCGGCCGCCUCCCGGCCCUCCUUUUCCAUAGACCACAUCAUGGGCGGCGGCCCCCCCGGCGGCAGCAGCAGCGGCGCGGCCCCCGCCUUCCCCCCGGGCCAAGCAGGCGGGCAGCCCCCGGUGCUGGCCAUGCUGCCCCCCGGACAGAGCCCGCUCAACCUGGCUCCCGACUCGCUGCUGCAGUCGGGGCAGAACUUUUCCACGAAAAUCACCAGCUGCCCUUUCUAGGGGAGGGGGAGGAUCGGGAGAGGACAGGCUUCCCACCCUCCCAUGCCCCCCUUCCUUCCCUAUCCCCCUGCCUCCCCCCCCAAAUAAUCCUCUGUUGUGCUGGAAGGUAGGACUUUCUUCCUUGUCUUUUGCCAUCCAGGUCUGGGGAAAGGAGACGCCAAAUCCUCUCCAGCCCCUGCUCUAGAGAGUGACUGGGUGGACUGGGAAGUUGGGGGGGAGAGAAAUAUCUAGAGAAGCCCCCAGGGGAAGGUCGGAAAUCUUGUCUGGAGCGAAAACUUUUCCACGCGGUGGUCGGCCGAGCUUGGCGAGCCUGGCUGGGGUGUGCGCGGCUCGGUGUCUCUCUCCUUUCUCUUUCCAUCCCCUGCUCUCAAAGAAAACGUGGCACGGGCCGAGCUUGUCUAGAUCAGGGAAAUUCAGGUGCUUGCUGUUGAUCCAGGAGACAGCCACAGGCGAUGGGAGAUGGCAGGAGGAUUCACCCCCCACCCCCAACCCCUUUCCCCACCUCUCACCCUGGUUCUCCAGCCCCUUCCAUGCGUGGGUUGUUCCCCCCCCCAAUCCUUCUCCUUUAUUUUGGUGUCUGUAAUUAUUUGUACAUAGAUUAUUCCUGGCUUCUCUCCCCGCCGGCUCUCCAGGCUCCCUUCUUACUCCAUGGAGAGAAUCUGUGAAUAAUUGGAUGUGGAAAAAAAAAAAAAAAAAAAGAGAGAGAAACAAACAAACAACAAAAAAAGGCAACUCCGUUUAUUUUAUUUUAUUUUUUUGUCCGCCCUCGGUGUAAAUUAAUAAAUGUUUGUGAACUGUUGAAAAAAACAACAACAA